AUGCCCUGGGGGCUUCAAGAGGCUGUCCUGAGAAUUAUUCAGUCAGUCCUCUCCGGUGCCUCUCAAUCAAAGCACAUCCGUUCAACUCUGUAUGCGGCUUCAAUGUGCAUUUCGGCAAGGUUGAGAGAGAUUGAAGAUAAGGAAUGGCAGGUUGUUGUCGUGCACGGCUCCUUCACGUCAACCUGUAUUCACAAGCCCGGUCGACUGUUGUCGGUGGUCUAUAAGCCCUACAGCGUUCUUGUCUGGCAAUCCGACUAA
Molecule: messenger RNA, 258 nt
Organism: Hydatigera taeniaeformis
Lineage: Eukaryota; Metazoa; Platyhelminthes; Cestoda; Cyclophyllidea; Taeniidae
Source: the annotation of a GenBank genome assembly